Aureobasidium musti is the source of this 1215-nucleotide messenger RNA. NCBI's taxonomy places the organism in Eukaryota, Fungi, Ascomycota, Dothideomycetes, Dothideales, Saccotheciaceae. The record is from the annotation of a GenBank genome assembly.
AUGCUCCGUAGGCUUCUAUCAGGCACCGUCGUCUCGGCAGCGCCGAGAGCGAACGGGGACGAUUACACGUCGAAUAGCAGAGUCAAAGUCAGCUCGUUCACCUUUGCGAAACUUCACCUCACCAGUUCACCCCUAGAAUCGUCGCGGCGCAACACAAGCACACAACCGGGUACCACCGACGACGACCUUCGGGUACCGACACCAUCAACAAUGCCAUCACAUCAAUCCGAGAGCAGUCCCGAGGCCGAUCCCGCCAUGGCCGACAGCUGGAGUCUGUAUGAAGACGCAAAGCUGAACCGCGAGUACACCCUCGUCGACAACGACGACACCGAGGAACCCGGGUACCACAUCGUUCCCGACCUUCGUACAAUCCUGGUCGAGAAGAACCCAAAGAAACCUCCUCACCCCCUCGACUACUACGCCGACGACCGCAGCUUCAUCAGGAAGCUCGCAGAACGCAUGGAAUAUUGGGUGACCGACCCGGCCGCACGCCUCAGGGGCGGCAAGCAACGAGCAUCCGGCGAACGCAGCGACGAAAACCGGGCACUGCAAAAGCAGACCGAAGACGCAACCUGGGUCGACAACAUCAAGAACGACAUAAGGUGUUUGUGGGACAACAUGGGCAUCGGUCAAGACCUUCUCGAUGAUGAGCUGCAGCGUUUGAGAGUCGCGUUCUUUGCUGAGUGCAGAGAAACUUUGGAGAAGGUUGAGGAUGAGGGCCAUGGUGUCGGCCUGGCCGAGUUCCAGACUGUGGUCCGUACUCUGCUGGUCGGACAUGACUUGAAGCUUUCAGCAGAUGGUAUCAAGAUCAUGAAGGAGAUGGCCACCGACAAGCAAAUCCUGCAAAACCAACACAGUUUUACCUUCGAAGAACAAAGAGACAUCGGCAAGUUUGCUGUCCAGAUGAUGGCCCGUUUGUCUAGAUGGGAACACGACCUGCUCCGCAAUCGCCUGCUCUCCAAGCUGACUCCUGAGCAAAGACAAAUCUACGUUCGUCAUCAGCUAGAUCCCGUUCAUCGUCACUUCAACAACCGCGCCAUCCAGUCGUUUGCCAGAGGAAAGAAAAAGCUGAUGGAAGAAGAACUGAUGAAGCUCGUGGAAGAGGAGAAGGCGCGAUUCAGGAAGCUCCGGUUGGAAGACCUGGAGCGUCAACAGAACCAUCAUGAAGAACAGGUGGAACUUCUCAGGGAACAGCUGGAGCGUCAGAAAUACUGA